Messenger RNA from Lactuca virosa, 1800 nucleotides. The record is from the annotation of a GenBank genome assembly. Lineage: Eukaryota; Viridiplantae; Streptophyta; Magnoliopsida; Asterales; Asteraceae.
CAAGUCACACCACAGCGAAAAAACAGGGUAAAGCAACUCCCAAAGUAGCAAACCUGACACAACCCAAAACCAUCAAUUUCCUCAAUCGAUUCGUCAAAAAAGCUGAUAAGCAGGUGAAUUCUUAAUGACAAAUUCAUCAAUGGGUUCGAUUUCAAACCCGGAAAACGAACAAAACAUAAUCAAAACCAAACCACAAGGAAUCCAAUUCAUAGAAUAUACCAAAAACUCAACCCUCUCAUACAAAACACACCAAUCCAUAGUCCUAAUCAUCACAUUUUUAGCUUACGCGAGCUAUCAUGCAGCUCGAAAAACCACAAGCAUCAUAAAAAGCUCACUUGAUCCUCAAUCUCAGUCUCCAAACGACACCCUACAAUCCAUCUCCUUACUUUCGUGGUUGUUAGGAAGCGGGUGGGCCCCAUUUAACGGAUCAAACGGGACCGGAUUGCUUGGAGAUCUUGACUUGGCGUUCCUAUUUGUAUACGCGAUUGGUAUGUUCUUCUCGGGCCAUAUAGGCGAUCGAAUGAACCUAAGGGUAUUUUUGACAAUUGGAAUGGUUGGAACCGGUUUGUUCACUUCAUUAUUUGGAGUUGGAUAUUGGGCAAACAUUCAUUUCUUUUACUAUUACUUGGUAGUUCAAAUGCUAGCCGGGUUGUUUCAAUCCACGGGUUGGCCUUCCGUGGUUGCAGUUGUUGGGAAUUGGUUUGGAAAGAGUAAACGAGGGCUCAUAAUGGGUAUAUGGAACGCUCAUACGUCUAUAGGGAAUAUAACCGGAUCAUUGAUUGCUUCUUAUUUCUUAAAAUAUGGUUGGGGUUGGUCGAUGGUUGUUCCUGGUUUAAUGAUUACUAUCGUUGGUUUGUUGGUGUUCUUGUUUCUGCCUGUUGAUCCUGAAUCAGUAGGAGUUGAUGGAGAUGGAGAUGGAGAUGGAGAUAAAUCGGUUGAAAAAAUAGGGGCUGAAGUCACUAAACCUCUAUUGAGCUCAAAGGCAAACAUCCAGAAAGAGAAAGAAUCACCCGUGGGGUUUAUAGAAGCAUGGAAGAUACCCGGGGUUGCCCCGUUUGCAUUUUGCCUCUUUUUUGCAAAGUUGGUUGCUUAUACGUUUUUGUAUUGGCUCCCGUUUUACAUCAGUCACACAGCCAUAGAUGGUGAAUACUUAUCUGACGUGGCUGCGGGCAAUCUAUCUACAUUAUUCGACGUAGGGGGAGUUGUGGGAGGAAUCCUAGCUGGACACAUUUCCGACCGAUUAAAUGCUCGAGCCAUCACAGCAGCAAGCUUCAUGUAUUGUGCUAUUCCAGCUCUGUAUUUCUACCGAAACUAUGGACACGUGUCCAUGACUAUAAACAUUAUUCUAAUGUUAAUCACGGGCAUGUUUGUAAAUGGGCCCUACGCUCUCAUAACAACUGCGGUCUCGACUGACCUCGGGACCCACCGGUCCCUGAGAGGUAACUCUCGGGCCCUUGCGACCGUCACUGCAAUAAUUGACGGAACGGGCUCAAUCGGUGCUGCGAUCGGGCCGUUGCUCACGGGUUACAUUUCAACCCGGAGCUGGAGUGCGGUUUUUACCAUGCUUAUGGUGGCGGCAUUUGUGGCGGGGUUGUUUCUUACUAGACUCGUGGUGGCGGAAAUAGCAUCGAAAUGGGAAGAUUCGAGACGGGGUUCGAUUAGUAUUCGGAGGUCUCCUUUAGUUGAAGUGUGAUUGCUUCUGAUGGUAUUUUUGUAAAUACAUGUGAUAUUAUGUGUAUGUGAUUAUAAAUCGAUUUUGUAUUUAAUCUUUUGAAUGAAUGCGACUUUACUCAAGCUUGG